CAAAAACCAGAUUGAAAAAUCAUCAGCCGGGAUUUUCUUCUUCUUCAGCAUGAAAUGGCAUCCGUUUGUUCUUUCAGAUCCUAUUCUCUGUACAAUCUCCAGUCCUCGAUUCGAGGAGGCAAGCUUCGGGUUCCUUCGAAUUUCGUUGUGUUCAGACCGGGAUUAGCUCUCAGACCCGACAAGUUGAUAUGCGUCCGGGUCGAAAUAGCUCGAGCGUUCGUGUGCAAAGCGGCUGGUGAUUCCUCGAAUCCUGACGAAGUUCAAGAGACCCAGUACGAUGUUGUUGCUACUCAGAGUAACACUGCCUCGGAUUCCAUGACUUCGAUUUCGAGGUUUCAGAGUAUGAUUAGGUCUUCCCCUCCUGUCGUCUUUGUGAUGAAAAGAUGCUCCAGGAACAGCAUUUGGAUCGGAGUCUGCAUUUUCGCUGCUGUUUUCCUAGCUGCUGUCCGAGCAUAUGCGAUAAGACGGUCACGACAUAACUCUACCACUGGUUCUGUUGCCGAUCUCGUAAGACGUGGACAGCUGAGAUCGGAUAGAAGAGGCAUCUCGAAGCCUCUUAGGUACGACGAUCCAUUCAAUAACCCGUUUGUGAAGAUCGGUAAGAGCAGCUCAACUGUAGAGAUGUGCGGGAAAGUUUAUAAGCUUGCUCCCGUCACACUUACCGAGGAACAACAGAGUAUUCAUCAGAGAAGAAGGUCGAGAGCUUAUCAAUGGAAGAGACCUACCGUGUUCUUGAAAGAAGGAGAGUCAAUACCCCCCGAUGUUGACCCGGAUACAGUGAGAUGGAUCCCGGCCAAUCAUCCUUUCGCGACAACUGUUAGCGACAUCGAUCAAGAGCUGGCCCAGAACAAUGUGUAUCUGAAACAUGGCGUUCCAUUCCGGAUUCAAGCUGAGCAUGAAGCUUUGCAGAGGAAGUUUGAAGCUUUACAAAGUCAGGAUGAGAAGCUGAAUAAUCUAAUCAUCGAUGGGCGAAAUGCAAAAGACUUUGAGAGGCCAUACAAGUCAUCAUCCCCCAAACCGGAUGAAUCUAACCAGAAGACUUCAGGAGAGAAUCAUGUCGGUAAUUCAUCCACAGAAGAAGCUCAGAAAUCCUAGGCACUGGUUUUCGUGGCUACCACCUUGAGACUAUGUAGGGUUUCUUUUUUUUGUUUGGUUGGCUUUCUUCGAGUUGCAUACUUUAAGUGUAAAUAGAGUAUAAUGUAGAGACAAAGUCUUGCUUGCUGCCCCGGAAAAUCAAGUUUGUGUUCCAAGAAACUUGAGAGAAUCUCCUCAGCGAAACUGUUUCACCGACAUUAAUAUGCUCUCAGAUCUUCAUGGCGAGCUUUCAUGGAUUCUGCAAAGCCAUAUAAGCCGCCUUGGAUGUUUCUCUACGUUUGGCAUCGCCAGUGUUUUCGUUGCCAGAAAGUUUCUGACACCAAAGGCCAUGCCUUUGGAAGUUUAUCUCCGAGUUCUUUGGACAUUGAAUUCAAGCAAGCUGUCUUCGUCUGACAUUUUCUGCAGUUUUGGAAGAAACCCUCGAAUCUUUAACAUUUCCCAGAUUUCUUCUU
This is a messenger RNA of Tarenaya hassleriana, 1547 nucleotides long. Its product is annotated as protein MULTIPLE CHLOROPLAST DIVISION SITE 1. Lineage: Eukaryota; Viridiplantae; Streptophyta; Magnoliopsida; Brassicales; Cleomaceae. The coding region runs from base 55 to 1095 and encodes 346 amino acids. The record is from RefSeq and is a predicted model, not a curated record. Gene Ontology annotation, biological process: chloroplast fission. Gene Ontology annotation, cellular component: chloroplast inner membrane; chloroplast. The transcript has 5 exons.